AUGCCAGACCGCUGCCUACACCUUUGCUUCCGAACUGUUCCUGUCUUGUUUCCCAUCGCAUUUCCUCCCCACCCAUCCUUCCUCGCCGUUCUGGUGAGUAAGGUGCCCACGUCUAUUUUUCCCCUUGCCCUUUGUGUUGCCAGAGCUUCUCAGGCGUCGGGGAUCGAUGAUCUCUCCUUCUUUCCUGCCCGUGACAGUUGUCCCGCUGGUGCCACUCCUCCUCCCAUCUCCCUCCCUGCCUUCGCUGCAGAUCCUGAUCUGGCGAGCGCGACCCUCCUCUACGCCUCUCAUCACGCUGCGGACGCUGAUCCAACAAGCGAUACUCGCUUCCCCUGCUUCCACCAUGUUCUUGGUGCAGAUCUGGCGAACGCGAUUCGCCUCCCCACCUCCCCUCAUGGUGUUGGUGCAGAUCCGGCGAGCGUGGCCUGCUUCCCCGCCUUCUGUCAUGCUGCUGAUACGGAUCUGGCGAGCGCGGCCCGCCUCCUUGCCUCCCGUCAUGGUGCCGAUGUGAAUAUGGUGAACGCGACUCGCCUCUCUACCUUUCCUCAUGGUGCUGGUGCUGAUCCGGCGAGCGUGGCCCGCUCCCCCGCCUUUUGUCAUGCCGCGGAUACGGAUCCGGCGAGCGCGAUCCAUCUCCCCGCCUCCCACCAUGAUGCUGGCGCAGAUCCGGCGAGCGUGACCCGCUUCCCCGCCUCCUGCCCCAAUACUAACGCAAAUCCGGCACGCGCUACCCGCUUCCCCGCCUCCCACCAUGAUACUAACGCGGAUCCGGCGAACGCGACCCGCCUCCCCGCCUCUCGUCACGAUGCGGAUGCAGAUCUGGUGAACGCGACCCGCCUCCACGCCUCCCGCCACGAUGCUGACGCGGAUCUGGCGAACGCUACCCGCCUCCACGCCUCCCGCCAUGAUUCUGACGCGGAUCCGGCGAAAGCGACCCGCCUCCUCGCCUCUCGUCACGAUGUGGAUGCAGAUCUGGCACGCGCGGAUCGCUUCCCCGCCUUCCGUCAUGCUGCUAACGCGGAUCUGGCGAGCACGGCCCAUCGCUGCUCCGCUCCCCGCCACGCGCCUGCUGUCCGGAGCGGUGCAAUUCCCCGCGCGCGCUUCGUACGCCGCCAGUUCCGCCUGUCUCUCCUUUUCCUGACUCUGCCGCCCCGCUUGCCUUAG
Closterium sp. Yama58-4 is the source of this 1164-nucleotide messenger RNA. The record is from the annotation of a GenBank genome assembly. NCBI's taxonomy places the organism in Eukaryota, Viridiplantae, Streptophyta, Zygnematophyceae, Desmidiales, Closteriaceae.